AUGAAGUUGGAGGCUCCUCUUGUUGUUUUGGUUCUCUUCUUGAACACUUUGUCCAUGAAUAGCGCCACGGCGCAGAGCACGCCUUUCCCUGUGAGGGUUGGAGUGGUGCUAGACAUGGACGAUUAUGUCGGAAAAAUGGGGUUGAGCUGCAUCACAAUGGCGCUCUCGGAUUUCUACACCAGAAAUGGCCACUACCAGACUCGGCUGGUUCUCAACGAGAGGGACUCCAAGAGAGAUGUUGUUGGGGCAGCUGCUGCAGUGGGAAUUGGGAAAAUUAGAGACAAGAUAGAAAGGGAAAGCUUACCAGCGGCGGCCUCACCGGAAGCUCACGGCCGCAAUGGCAGAUGGCCUUCGAGGAGGGGUGACGGCGACCGGAGAAGAUGGGAGCGGCGGCGAAGCACGGCGGACCGGAGUAGAGCAAGGCAGUGCGGAGCAAGGCAGGGCGGGCAAGGUCUUGCUGUUGUUCCGCCUCGGGGGCUCCAACGCGAGGUGGUGGUGAUCGGAGGAGAUUGAGGCGGCGGCGGCGACUACCUAGGGUUUUAGAUUUGGAGGCAAGCGUGACAAAGGCAACAGAUCACGAGAUACGGGCGAGAAUUUGUUCGUCGGCAAGUGAGAUGGCGGGGGAAAUGAGAUGGAGGCAGCUCAGAAGAGGCUUUGCGUCGAUCUGAACGUUGGAGAAGAAAGUCGAAGGCGGCUAGGGCAGUAAGCCUGAAACUAUGAUUCAAUGAUUUUCUUUCUUUUUGAGGUGUUAGCGUGAAAAUUGAGCUGGAGUGAUGAAUAGGGGUUUUAGGUGUUAGCGUAAAAGAAUGAAGUCAAUUUUUUUUAUUAUUCAAUUUUUGGUAUUUAAGUUUUUAAUAAUGUAUUUAGAUUUUAUGUGUUACUUAAUGAUAAAAAAAAUGUUAUAAGUUUUUUAUU
Molecule: messenger RNA, 915 nt
Organism: Salvia miltiorrhiza (redroot sage)
Lineage: Eukaryota; Viridiplantae; Streptophyta; Magnoliopsida; Lamiales; Lamiaceae
Product: glutamate receptor 2.1-like
Exons: 2
Coding region: 1-513 (170 amino acids)
Source: RefSeq, a predicted model, not a curated record